AUGGCUAACUCCCCGACCAGUAUCGAGACGCAAAUAGACAGUUUCUUGGAACAAUUUAAGAGAAGUGCCUCGAAGGCUGUGGAGGAGCGGAUGGACUGGCCUGACGGUCCAUCACCAACAGGCAUCGUCAAAUCACGCAGCAGCUGCUUCACCUUAGAUUAUCUUGCAGUGGGAUUGGUUUUUGCACUCCUCGCACCUCGAUUUGGUGUGAAAAAGAGUAGCGUCGGCAUAACGAUGUCUUUUGAGAAGAUGGAAGUGGUGAAUCCGGCUGAAAAAGAGGCUAGUGAAGUGUUGCACUCCUUGUUAUCUGUCGAGAGGCGCAGUGUGGAUAGCAAAGAGGCGAUUAUCGUUUCAAUACCGUCUGACCAGAAUGGAGGAGGCGAAUAUGGAGAAAGCACCCAAUGGCAUACCCCUGUUAUGGGCCAACAUUCGGUGUUUGAGCUUGGAGGCGCGCAAAAUAUGCAACAACAUAAUUAUAAUGGACAUCAAGAGCAGGUUUUAUGGCAAGGCCAUACGAUUCAAGUGGAAAAUGGGGAUGGAAAUAUGCAAGGAAUGCCCACCCAAUAUAGCCUAGAAUUUGAGACCAAUGUGGAAAAUCAAGAGAUGGAUGUAGAGACUAAACCUAAAAUGGAAAAAAAGGCAGUAAUUAAGCGAAAGAAGAAGGUAGCAGAGUCUGAAAGCGAUGACGAAGUGCUUGGAAACGCAUUGGAAGAUAAUCCUGAACAGGUAAAAGAAAGAUUGAAGAGAGGCUGUGAUUGCAAAGACAACUGCUAUCGUGGACUGAACCCAGAAGCCGUAUACCGCCACCGUCUUAACAUAGCUGAAUUAACUAAAAGUGAACAUGAUAUGUAUUUAAUGGGCAUCACCAUGGCCAGUCUUGCGAAUCCAGCAGAAACCUCCCGGCACAAAGUCAGAAGGAGAUUAAGGGCAUGUUAUGUAUACCAAGGAAGGAAGGUCUGUUUAGAAGCUUUCUUGUACCUCGAAAAUGUUACCCAUUACCAGCUAAAACGCAUUCGACAACACGUGAUGACGCACGGGGUCGCCCCGCGCAUACACGGUAAUGUAGGUAAGAAGCCAUACAACACCUUCACAUUGGAUAUUUAUAAACAUGCAACUAACUUCCUAAAGGAGUAUUUAAAACAACACGCCAGUUCACCAAAAGAUGUUCAACCAUCCGCUGAAAGUGGCAAGAAGGGAACUAAGACUGUCAUUAUACAAGGUGAUUCCAGGAAACACUUGUUCGAAGCUUAUAAGGAGUAUGGAGAAAUUCUAGAGCCGGGAGUGAAACUAAUGGGCUAUUCAACCUUUAGGGCAUUUAUGAAGGACCAAUUCCCACAUGUGAAGUUCGCUACGAAGAAACAAGAAAUGUCUAAAGACAUGGUGCCAUUCCGUAGCGGUAAAUGCAUGAGUUACGAUAAAAAUAAAGACCCACUCAGAAUACAGCAAGAGAAGGAAAAGGCAGAGGCAAAGAAGGCAGCUAUUGAAGCGAAGAAGAAAGAAGAACACGAAAGAGAACAGCAGGCACAACAACAAGCUCAGCAACAGCAGCAACAACAACAGGUUCAACAGCAGCAGCAACAAGUUCAACAAGUACAAGUGCAACAUCAACAGAUGCAAAAUCAACCGCACGUUGUUAUACAUCAACAACAGCCGCAACAGCAGCAGCAAAUGCAACAACAGAUGUUAGUGCCUCAAGUUAGCCAGCACCAGCAGGUUCUAACACAACAAGUGGGUGGUGUACAGCAAGUGUCUCAGCAACAUUGUGUUCAGCCUCUCGGUGUGUCCGAAGAUAACGGGCAACCAGUGGAGAUGGCGCAACAAGUACACACAAUACCUCUAGCUGUAGUGCAACAGCCUCAACAGGCGUACGCUAUAGUCACUCCUGUUUCCCACUUUCAGACGAGGGUGCAAGGUGCUUGGUACAGGCAUUGA
Molecule: messenger RNA, 1932 nt
Organism: Leptosia nina
Lineage: Eukaryota; Metazoa; Arthropoda; Insecta; Lepidoptera; Pieridae
Source: the annotation of a GenBank genome assembly